CUCCGUCAUCGCCAACGCUUCGAAAUGCUGGCUGCGCUCGUUUGGAUAUUUACCUUUAUAGCGCUUGUAUUUCUUUCGGUUUUCUCUCUUUCUUAUUAUUAUUCUAAUGUGGUUCCUAGCUGGAUCGGCGUUGAUAGCACGCACCUGCUUGCGUUCCUUUGCGGGGUGCUGCUUCUACCAGUCGUAAGACGCGCCUUUGGAACGUUGAUGCGUGUUGGUGGGAGAGAUGGGAAAGCUGAGGGUGGCUCGGUGUAUGGCCUUGAGCAUGGGAGGCUGCACUUACGCAUUCCGCCGUCGAUGUGGAUGAAUAUGGGUUACUGGGCUAAUGAAUACAACCCCGAUGAAGAAGCCCUCGAUGAAGAUACUGGCCAGCCUAUAUCAAAAAGGCAGAAGACGAUGACACAAGCUUGUCGAGACCUGCUUGACCAAGUCCUCAAAACCGCGAGAUUCUCAAGAAAGCUCGACGCCAGUGAAUCCUUCAAAGGUAUUCGGAAGUCGAAGUGCUUGAUUGACCUGGGCUUUGGUUGCGGCGAACAGACUAUCUAUCUUACGAGCGCCAUUCCAAUCAGGAAUACGGACACAGAGUGGUGGGCUACGUCUGGUCCGCGGGAUUGUCCCCGCUUGGACGCAUAUGUCGGCAUUACGCUCGAUGAGAAACAAUAUCGGUUUGCUCAAGAACGAAUUCGGGACCCACUUAUCGAAUGGAAGAGGCGUAUGGCGUAUCGAGACCCAAACAAAGACGCAUGGGGGAAGCAUGUUGUCCCAAAGCUCUUUUGCGCCGACGCCGCAAACCCCGAGGCCUGGAGUGAAAACCUUAAAUGGAGCAUACAGAGCGCAGUCAAAAAUACCGAAGAACACUGGGUCCUAGCGCUGGAUACAGCGUACCAUUUCUCUCCGUCACGAUGGCCGAUGAUCCAUUACGCUUUCCAUACACUCAACGCUUCCUUCAUGGGUUUCGAUCUAUGUAUCUCCCCUACCAUCUCCUCCCACCAGAAAGUUCUCCUGAGAAUACUCACGCGCCUCAUGGGCGCACCAUGGGCCAACUUCAUCACGCCUGACGAAUAUCGCCAAAAGCUGGUAGAAGUCGGCUUUGACGAUUCGCAAAUCACGAUCAGAGACAUCUCUGAUGACGUCUUUGGGCCUUUGGCAAGGUAUCUGGAGGGACAGGAUCGCAGAUUACGUGUCAUUGGAUACGGUCUUGGUCCAUUCAAUGUUGCGAGGUUGAUGUUCAAGUGGUGGGGAGAGAGUGGUGCCGUAAGGGGCAUCAUAGUUGUUGCAAAAAAGCAACCGGAAAAGACGGAGUGAUCGCCCACUGCACUUCCUAUAUCCAAGGCACCACUCUCACAUUUUUUUCGGAGAACGUGGAAGAAGCAUAUUCAGAUCCUGCGCCACGAUUCGAAAUGCACCGGACAACGAAGACCCUGAUCGAACUAAGUACAUGCAGCAUCGGAAGAGAAAUGCCGCCAUCCUGCUAGUCGCAAGACGGGUACCUGACUAGAAUCAUAUCGAUUGCAGAUGUCAGGAGAGU
Messenger RNA from Trematosphaeria pertusa, 1528 nucleotides. RefSeq lists its product as uncharacterized. The record is from RefSeq and is a predicted model, not a curated record. NCBI's taxonomy places the organism in Eukaryota, Fungi, Ascomycota, Dothideomycetes, Pleosporales, Trematosphaeriaceae. Bases 25 to 1305 code for a protein of 426 amino acids. The transcript has 2 exons.